GGUUACACUCCAGUGGAAGAUAAUCCGCCUGACUUCAAUCCAUUUCGUCUACGUGGGCUGCGGCGCACAGUUUCCUCAUCGGCUAGGCUUGAUACUCUGCGUCAUCCUCUCAACCAUACUGAAUAUGAGGAAACGUCGACUCCUGCACAUUCAUUUCCAGGACACCACAGUUAUUUCCUAUCGUCAGAGGACAGUGAAAGGUACUGGCGUAAAUUUGAGCAAGAUCUUAUGCUUGAAAGGCGUGUUAACGACUUAUGUGAAAUUUUCGAGCAUCAACAAUACGCGGACAUUCUAAACACAAUUUCAUUGCCGAACACAAAUAUGGUACUUUUCACCAGAAAUCAAGAGAAGGCUGUAUUAGUCUCAACUUACUUCGCCUAA
Rodentolepis nana is the source of this 381-nucleotide messenger RNA. NCBI's taxonomy places the organism in Eukaryota, Metazoa, Platyhelminthes, Cestoda, Cyclophyllidea, Hymenolepididae. The record is from the annotation of a GenBank genome assembly.